Messenger RNA from Entelurus aequoreus (snake pipefish), 4079 nucleotides. It is a transcript of the gene prlra, whose product is annotated as prolactin receptor a. Gene Ontology annotation, cellular component: membrane; external side of plasma membrane; signaling receptor complex. The record is from RefSeq and is a predicted model, not a curated record. Gene Ontology annotation, biological process: cytokine-mediated signaling pathway. NCBI's taxonomy places the organism in Eukaryota, Metazoa, Chordata, Actinopteri, Syngnathiformes, Syngnathidae. Gene Ontology annotation, molecular function: cytokine receptor activity; cytokine binding.
UGCUCAGAGGCUGGCGAUGCUGCAAACUGAAACUGCAAGCUUGCUCACGGUUACACUGCUCGGCUCUGCAGGUGAAGUGCGCUCCCUCGUUUGCCGGUAAAAACACAUUAGAGGGGAUCGUUCUCUUGGAAGCCACCACCGGAGGCACCACGGCUUGGACGGACACACUAAAAUACAAAGUGGCCGCCCAGCAAGUCUAUGGUGCCGUGAUGAGGAACAUUCUGGAGUGGACCUGCCUGCUGUUGCUCGCCGCCACGCCACGCGCUAACUGUCACAGUCCACCUGAGAAGCCAACGCUGACCAGGUGUCGCUCCCCAGAAAAAGAAACCUUCACCUGCUGGUGGCAACCUGGUUCAGACGGGGGACUGCCCACCACGUACGCCCUCUACUACCUGUAUUCUAGCACCGAUGCGGUGUACGAGUGUCCUGACUACUUCACGGCAGGGGAGAACUCGUGCUUCUUUAACAAAAACGACACGUCCAUCUGGGUCAACUACAACAUCACCGUGGUGGCCACCAACAGGCUGGGCAGCACCUUCUCCGACCCUGUGGACAUAGACGUGGUUUACAUUGUCCAGCCCAAUUCCCCUGAAAACGUGUCGCUGACCGUCAUGGAGGACAAAGGCUGGCCCUUCCUCCGGGUGGCAUGGGAACCGCCACCCAAGGCUGACACCCGCUCCGGCUGGAUCACGCUCGUUUACGAGAUUCGCAUCAGGCUGGAGGGAGAAAAUGAGUGGGUGAUCCAUGUGGCGGGCCAGCAGAAGCUGUUCAACAUUUUUAGUCUGCGGUCAGGCGGCUCUUACCUCGUUCAGGUGCGCUGCAAGCCCGAUCACGGCUUUUGGAGUGAAUGGAGUUCUGCCUCCGACAUCCGUUUUCCUGAUUAUUUCCAUCAAGAAAAGUCAACGUGGAUCGUCAUCACGGUGUUUUGUGCCUUCAUGGUCCUGACCGUCACGUGGUUGUUGCGCAUGAGUGGUCACAGCUUGAAGCAUUACCUGCUGCCACCUGUCCCGGGUCCUAAAAUAAAAGGAUUCAAUCAGCAACUUCUCAAGAACGGCAAGUCCGAAGAGGUCUUCAGCGCGCUGGUGGUGUCCGACUUCCCCCCGAUGUCGUCGUCGAACUACGAGGACCUUCUGGUUGAGUACUUGGAGGUCUACGUCCCGGACGAGCAGGAAGUGAAAAGCAAGGAGCUCCACGGCGGUUGUUUCAAGUCAGAGAGCUCCACAUCCGACAGUGACUCGGGCCGGGGCAGCUGCGACAGCCAUACCCUACUGAUGGACAAAUGUGGUCCGUCCAAUGGAAAUGGGGACCUUCCGAUGGGGACAGAGGAUCAGGUGGGAGGGCGAGACUGGGAUGCUAAAGAAGACAUGAGUGUUUUAGAUGUUGGGAGAGUGAAGACCUGGCCAUCAGUGUUCAGUCCGUUACCUACGAGUGCUUCAAGCCUGUUGAACCAGCAGAUCUCACGAGAGUUGACUAAGCAUCACUGCCUCUCAGACAGCAUGUUCUGCACACAGGGGGUUCUCGAACCAGAGUUCUCUUUGUGCUCCGCCCAGCUUGCGAUGCCACAGCUGAUCGAGUCCCGCAGUGACUUCAAUAUCCACAAACUGUCCGUAGAAAAGGACCGGGUCCAGACAGUGACGGAGGACACGGCCGCGAUCCUCCAGCCCUUCGUGCCCCAGGAGCGUGACUACAGUAAGGUGAGGCGGGUGGGCAGUGGCAACAUGCUGCUGCUCCAGAGAGUGUCGGAAAGAGGCCCGGAUGCCUGCGAGGAGAAGAGUAACUCAGCCGGGACUAAUGUCAAGUCUCCGUCGGUCUGUUUGCACUCCGCCAUGCAAGGGCAAAAGGACACUGUGCUGGCAACAAGCGGGUAUGUCGACACUGCUGCCAUGGUCCCAAUGACCACUUACUGAGUUGAGUGUACCAGUGGGGACGGUGUGGCGGAAUUGGGAGAGUGGCCGUGCCAGCAACCUGAGGGUUCCUGGUUCAAUCCCCACAUUCUACCAACCUCAUCACAUCCGUUGUGUCCUUGAGCAAGACACUUCACCCUUGCUCCUGAUGGGUCGUGAUUAGGGCCUUGCAUGGCAGCUCCCGCCAUCAGUGUGUGUGUGAAUGGGUGAAUGUGGAAAUAGUGUCAAAGCGCUUUGAGUACCUUGAAGGUAGAAAAGCGCUAUACAAGUACCGUAUUUUUCGGACUAUAAGUCACAGUUUUUUUCAUAGUUUGGCCGAGGGUGCGACUUAUACUCAGGAGCGACUUAUGUGUGAAAUUAUUAACACAUUACCGUAAAAUAUCAAAUAAUAUUAUUUAGCUCAUUCACGUAAGAGACUAGACGUAUAAGAUUUCAUGGGAUUUAGCGAUUAGGAGUGACAGAUUGUUUGGUAAACGUAUAGCAUGUUCUAUAUGUUAUAGUUAUUUGAAUGACUCUUACCAUAAUAUGUUACGUUAACAUACCAGGCACGUUCUCAGUUGGUUAUUUAUGCGUCGUAUAACGUACACUUAUUCAGCCUGUUGUUCACUAUUCUUUAUUUGUUUUAAAAUACCUUUCAAAUGUCUAUUCUUGGUGUUGGCUUUUAUCAAAUACAUUUCCCCAAAAAAUGCGACUUAUACUCCAGUGCGACUUAUAUAUGUUUUUUUCCUUCUUUAUUAUGCAUUUUUGGCCGGUGCGACUUAUACUCCGGAGCGACUUAUACUCCGAAAAAUACGGUACAACCCAUUUACCAUUGGUAUAGAAUGUCAUGUUGACCUCCCUCAGGUUUCUUGUAUACAAAAUAUUUUUGCGUCCAUAUGGAGACGAUUAAUUUUAAAGAAUGUCUAUCAAUGAGUUUUUGUGUAAAAAAAAAAAAGAAAAAAAAAGACCAUAUUAAUCCGGAUAUAAGACGACCCUGUAUUGAACUGUACAUAAGACGAUAUAUUACAAAUAUUUCUAAAGACACAACUAUACUUUUUUAUCAGUGAAAUAAAUGGGCUGCUUCACAGUUGUUUGAUGACUGCUUUGUAGAUCAUUAUAAAAAAAAAUUGGCAUUAUAACUCCUCCAUUGUUUACGUACCUGCCAAAUUACUUGUGUGUGUGUGUGUGUGUGUGUGUGUGUGUGUGUGUGUGUGUGUGUGUGUGUGUGUGUGUGUGUGUGUGUGUGUGUGUGUGUGUGUGUGUGUGUGUGUGUGUGUGUGUGUGUGUGUGUGUGUGUGUGUGAGUGACAGGAAGAUAAGCUUUCUGUAAAAUUUGUUUGACACCACCUGCUGGUUUGCUUGUUUAUAUCUCUUCAAACUAAAUAGGGUCUUAUCAAUCAAUCAAUCAAUCAAUCAAUGUUUAUUUAUAUAGCCCUAAAUCACAAGUGUCUCAAAGGGCUGUACAAGCCACAACGACAUCCUCGGUACAGAGCCCACAUACGGGCAAGGAAAACUCACCCCAGUGGGACGUCAAUGUGAAUGACUAUGAGAAACCUUGGAGAGGACCGCAUAUGUGGGUCACCCCCCCCCCCCCCCCCUCUAGGGGAGACCGAAAGCAAUGGAUGUCGAGUGGGUCUGACAUAAUAUUGUGAAAGUCCAGUCCACAGUGGAUCCAACACAUCAGCGAAAGUCCAGUCCAUAGUGGGGCCAGCAGGAACCAUCCCGAGCGGAGACGGGUCAGCAGCGUAGAGAUGUCCCCAACCGAUGCACAGGCUAGCGAUCCACCCCGGGUCCCGACUCUGGACAACCAGCACUUCAUCCGUGGCCACCGGACCUGUGCAACUCCCCCUCCAUAAGGGAGAGGGAAGCAGAGGAGAAAAGAAAAGAAAAGAAACGGCAGAUCAACUGGUCUAAAAAGGGAGUCUAUUUAAAGGCUAGAGUAUACAAAUAAGUUUUAAGAUGAGACUUAAAUGCUUCUACUGAGGUAGCAUCUCUAACUUUUACCGGGAGGGCAUUCCAUAGUACUGGAGCCCGAAUAGAAAACGCUCUACAGCCCGCAGACUUUUUUUGGGCUCUGGGAAUCACUAAUAAGCCGGAGUUCUUUGAACGCAGAUUUCUUGCCGGGACAUAUGGUACAAUACAAUCGUCAAGAUAGGCAGGAGCUUGACCGUGUAGUAUUUUAUACGUAAGUAGUAAA